Scaptodrosophila lebanonensis is the source of this 571-nucleotide messenger RNA. RefSeq lists its product as uncharacterized. Bases 35 to 469 code for a protein of 144 amino acids. NCBI's taxonomy places the organism in Eukaryota, Metazoa, Arthropoda, Insecta, Diptera, Drosophilidae. The transcript is spliced from 3 exons. The record is from RefSeq and is a predicted model, not a curated record.
UUUAUCUAAACUAUUCUGGAUAAAAAUAAUCAAAAUGUCUCCUAUUUAUACUCCAACGGGUGCUCUCUUGAUGGCCUUCAAGUUCAAGGAAGACUUCGUAGCUGGACUUGUAAAAGAAUUGCCACGCAUGAAUAAGAACAAGGAAGAAUACAAUUGGCUGACACCAGAAGAUUUGAACUGCGUGAUGAAGGACUUGGGAAAAAUGCUAGAUCAGUGCGCCGAUUUAACUAAUCUGAGCGAGCUUCGGGAGGAGACACAGUUAGACGUUUCCAAGGCUAACCUCUCUGUGAGCGUUAAAGUAGCAGAUGAGUCGACAAAGGAAACUAUUCGCAAUUUUUGCGCCCCACUGCACGAUGCUAUCUCUCUGGAUUUGGUGGUUCGAUAUGUCGGAGAAGCAGAAUCCGUGGAUACAUCUCCAAGUGAUGGUGGCGCCCCAAUUCCAACUCAAGCAGGACACGCUUCUGCUUAAGUCUUCUACUGCUCGGGCCAACUUGUAGGAUCUGCCUGCUUGGAAUUUUGCUCAAAUUUCAGUCAAGCGCGUUUACAUUAAAGAGCAUAUAAUAAAAGACAA